AUGGUUGGAAAGCGCGAACUAGAGCCUGAGAACGAUAGCCAGGGCACAAGUCCUGCAAAGAUUGCGGAGUCCAAGUCAGAGGAAAAAGCAACAGAAACCUCGCCGCCAGUGACCAAAAAAGCCAGAGUUGAAUCCACCGUGGAAUCCAAAUCUGCAAAACCAGAUUCAACUUCAACAUCAACAUCCGAGAAAUCCAACCUUGAAGACAAAGAAUCAGAAAAGGACGCCACGAAGAAGAAGCAAGACGCAGAAAAAUCAAGUCAGGAAGCCCAAGUACGGCACGAGGCACUUUCGACUAAUGCCGUUGUUAUUUUCGGGCUCCAUCCAUUGGUAACAAAAGAUGAGAUGACUGAGGUGAUGUCGAAAUACGGGAAAGUGGAACGCAUCGAAACAAGGAGGGCAUUUGCCAGCACAUACUGCUUUUGUGACUUUGAAACUGCCAAGGAAGCGGAAGAAGCAAUCAAAAAUCUCAACGGCUCGAGUCUGAAGGGGAAGGAACUAAUUGUGAAGCUAGCGAAUGACAAUGCAUCGCGAUCGAAACCGUUCAACGGUAAGCAAGAAGGAUGA
Molecule: messenger RNA, 567 nt
Organism: Cylindrotheca closterium
Lineage: Eukaryota; Bacillariophyta; Bacillariophyceae; Bacillariales; Bacillariaceae
Source: the annotation of a GenBank genome assembly